GUACUUACAGGCUUCAAAAGGGAAUAACGGUCAACGGGAGCACAGUGCUUCUGGGUCUUACCACAAACAGAUGUUUGUUUUUUGUGGUUAUCUAAUAGACAACUGGAAUGGCUUGCCGAGUAUAACCUACAUGAAUAAACGCUCUAAUAUUUAAAAUGGCUGAGCUCAGCAAGACUACAAUGCUCGCCACACAGUUGAACAGAUCUGAAGCUUUUCCGACGAUGGCGCUGAAUAAAAUGUUUGCCUUGCUUGCUGUUCUUCUGUUCAAUGGUCUUUUAAGUAACACAUCGCCAAUAAUCAGUCCCCCAUCAGGAAUCCAAACUCGUCUUGGUGUGAAAGUCGAUAUAGACGCAUACGGAGUAGAAAGGUCAUACGAACCCUUCAAUCGGCAACCCAACUUGUACAUGAACGUCACGUACGAUCUUUACGAGGUGGAUCCUGCAGUACUUCCUACGGUUCGAGCUGAGAUUAUGCUCGAGGACGAUAUGGCAAACAAUGAAAAAUUAAGAAUUAUUUGGGACAUUGCUGUCGCUGCUAACCCUACUUACAAUUCAGAACAAUUGGCCGCAUAUGCGUACUCCAUGACAGAACCCGAAUAUCUUUACGCUGCGUUCAAUGAAGAAACAAGCGCAUUCCGCGAUGAUUCAGACUAUAAUUCAUACUACUACAAGGGAUAUUUUGGUCUUCUUUUGCUAGCGUGUCAAGAUUAUGAGUUUGAGCUUUACAGGGGAGUCAGUUACACAGUGCCAGCUGAAGUGAACCAGUAUAUCCGUUUCAACAGGUUCCUGUCAUCUAGUACGAAUUUGGAAAUUGCUCAAAAUUACGCCAGUACUUCCAGCGGGCAAGGGACGCUUUUUAUAAUCCAGGGAAAGAAAAGCGCAAACCACAUCGCCCCGUACAGUGUUGUACCAGGAGUUGAAGAAUACCUUAUUUCUCAAGAGGAGCAGUUUUUCGUAACAGCCAUCGGUGACGUGAUUUUUCCGGACGGGAAUAAGGCCACUCAAAUAACGAUGUCUUCAGUCAGCUACUCGUAUUGAACGCGAGCCGGACUAUGCUGCAACCAACACCUAUAGGCUUUGUGUAUACCAAACGGUUUGUUUGGUAUACUCUCGCUUCGUCUUGGUGAUGCAGUGUUCCAGACUGAUAGUUCCUUCACUCAACUAUGCAUUUUGAUUCUUAUUUGACACGUGAAUUAUUUGGGUGUGAAUAAAUCAGCCACUUUAUUACGUUUGAGUAUAUGAAAUAAUUGCACUUUCUUCUUACCUUGUCAAAUCGGCAACAUUGGUUAAACACAUUUUGCACAUAGAAAACGAAAUAGAAUUCAAGAACAAUUA
Daphnia magna is the source of this 1334-nucleotide messenger RNA. RefSeq lists its product as uncharacterized. Gene Ontology annotation, molecular function: NAD+-protein-arginine ADP-ribosyltransferase activity; NAD+ poly-ADP-ribosyltransferase activity. NCBI's taxonomy places the organism in Eukaryota, Metazoa, Arthropoda, Branchiopoda, Diplostraca, Daphniidae. The coding region runs from base 156 to 1037 and encodes 293 amino acids. The record is from RefSeq and is a predicted model, not a curated record. The transcript has 3 exons.